AUGAAAAUUUUAGCUGCAUUUAAUCAUGCAAAAGAGCUAGUUAGUAAUUUGAAUAUAUUGACUUCGUUAAAGAAACACAGUGCUUUUGAAUUACAUGAUUUAAGUAAAAAUAUAUUUGACAGUGUUAGAUUGAAGAUUGAUUCAGAUAAUUAUUUGAUAGUUGAUUCACAUUCAUCAUCAAAUUCUGAAUCUGAUUAUGGUGAUGAAAUAAUGGAAGGUAAUGAAGUUAAUAAUGAUUUGAUCAACUUGAAUGGAGAAGAUCAAGACGUGACAAAUAUACAAAAUGUUGAUGAAAUUAAAAUUAAUAAGAUGAACUUUAAAGGUAUACGUAUAUUCGAUUCGAUCAAUCCAGCAUUGAAGAGUUCUUAUUUUCAGGUGCAAAUAAAUAGCAAGCGUAAAUUUAUACAUAAGCAAACAGCAUGUUGGUUAUUGACCGACAAAGCUAGCCGUUUAUCGGCUGACAAACUUUUCCGAGUGAUAGAAGCAAACACAAAAGACUAA
Molecule: messenger RNA, 501 nt
Organism: Rotaria sp. Silwood2
Lineage: Eukaryota; Metazoa; Rotifera; Eurotatoria; Philodinida; Philodinidae
Source: the annotation of a GenBank genome assembly